Molecule: messenger RNA, 3729 nt
Organism: Cicer arietinum (chickpea)
Lineage: Eukaryota; Viridiplantae; Streptophyta; Magnoliopsida; Fabales; Fabaceae
Source: RefSeq, a predicted model, not a curated record
GUGACAUUAACUCAUCGCUGGCAUAUUUACACGCAGCGCCUUUGCCGUUAUCCCUCUUCAUAAGCUUAAACCCUCUUUCUCACCAUAAACCCUUAAACCAUGAAAUUGGAAUUCGAAUGAGUCUCUCACUCUCACGACAAUGAUUCAACUUCAACGGAGCGUCUUCUCCACAACCACCACCACUCCCUCACUUCGCCACCUCAUGUUGCAACUCAGGUCGUUUCACAAUCCGUUAAUUUCACCGCCGUACGUGAAUUUAACAAAAAACACCGUCAACCGCCGUAGCCGUUUUCCCUUCCGUUCUUUCGCUGUUAUCAACCAUGAAUUCACUACUUUGAAAUCCGUUACGUCCGUUAACGGUUUCGGUUAUCCGUUUUCGGCGAAUGGCGUUGGUAGGUGCUUGCCGUUUUCGUCUGGAACGGAGAAGAGUAAACGGAAGAAAACGGUAAAAGCUGUUGCGGUUCCCGGUAAGGAUGAUAAGGAUGUGAGUUCUACUGUUAAUAAUGUGGAUUUUGGGAAAACUGGUUUGAGUGAAGAGUCUAAGAGUGAUAAACAAGAAUCUAAAGUUAAUACUGCUAAAAAGAAGAAAAAACCGUCGCCUGGUAAGAAGAAAGAUGUUAAGACUGCUGCGACCGAUUCGUCGGAAGUCGUUGGUGAAGAAGUUUCUAUAAAACCCUCUUCCAAAGUGAAGAAGGAAAAGAAGACUAAUUUAAAGGAGAGUUCGUCCAUCAGCACUUCAGAAGAAAUACAAGAUGAUUCUGCUUCUACAAGAUCAAAGAAGAAGGAUGUAAACUCUAGUCAGGUUGAUCUGGAGAAACCGCUAGGGAAGUUUUCAGGAAAACCACUGUAUCCUCCCUCAGGAAAAUCUGUGGUGGUUGUGGAGUCUGUUACAAAGGCAAAGGUUAUUCAGGGAUACCUUGGUGAUAUGUAUGAAGUCUUGCCAAGCUAUGGUCAUGUAAGAGACUUGGCUGCGAGAUCUGGAUCUGUGCGACCCGACGAUGAUUUUAGUAUGGUGUGGGAAGUUCCAUCCUCUGCUUGGUCUCACUUGAAGAACAUCAAUGCUGCGCUGAGCGGAGCAGAAAAUCUUAUUCUUGCAUCAGAUCCUGAUCGUGAGGGAGAGGCUAUCGCUUGGCACAUAAUUGAGAUGUUACAACAACAGGGAGCUCUGCACGAUAAUAUUUUUCUGGCUAGAGUUGUCUUUCAUGAAAUAACUGAAAAAUCUAUAAAAACUGCUUUGCAAGCACCACGAGAGAUUGAUGUAAAUUUGGUUCAUGCUUACCUUGCACGAAGGGCCCUUGAUUAUUUGAUUGGGUUUAACAUUUCGCCAUUACUAUGGAGGAAGUUACCAGGUUGCCAAUCAGCAGGAAGAGUUCAAUCUGCUGCACUUUCUCUUAUAUGUGAUAGAGAAAUAGAAAUUGAUCAAUUUAAACCCAAGGAGUAUUGGACUGCAGAGGUCCAUUUUAAUAUGAGAGAGAGUUCAAACAAGGACCUAACAUUUCUUGCUCAUCUUACCCAUUUUGAUUCCAACAAGUUGAAUCAAUUUUCGAUUACUUCUGAUGUGGAGGCAAGGGAUAUUGAAAGCAAAAUAAACUCUGCAGAGUUUCAGGUUAUUAACAUGAAAAGAAGCAAAGUUCGAAGAAAUCCUCCAACACCUUAUAUAACAUCAACACUUCAGCAAGAUGCUGCGAACAAAUUGAAUUUCUCAGCAAGUCACACAAUGAAGCUUGCUCAGAAACUCUACGAGGGAGUUGAACUGCCUAAUGGUAUAUCAGUGGGAUUAAUAACAUACAUCAGAACUGAUGGACUCCAUAUUUCUGAGGAAGCUGUUGCCAAUAUUCGCUCCCUGAUCAUUGAAAGGUAUGGACAAAACUUUGCUGCACAAACUCCACCAAAGUAUUUUAAAAAGGUGAAAAAUGCACAAGAAGCCCAUGAAGCCAUUAGACCGACUGACAUACGCAAGUUACCAUCAACACUUGCUGGGGUACUAGAUGAAGAAUCCUUGAAGCUAUACACACUUAUUUGGACAAGAACAGUUUCAUGUCAGAUGGAACCAGCUAUUCUUGAGAAGAUACUACUUGAUAUUGGAAAUGCUGAUCAGUCUAUUAUGUUACGGUCUGUUAGCUCAAAGGUUGAUUUUCCUGGAUACCGGGCAGUUUUUAAGGACAUUGACACUGAAGCUGGACAAGAUAAAGACAGUGAUGGAUCAAAUCAUGAUCAAGCUUUUGAGGUUCUAAAUUCCUUAAAGACAGAGGAUCAGUUACAUCUUGUUCAAACUGAGCUGAGUCAGCACCAUACACAACCACCACCACGUUACUCCGAAGCAUCAUUGGUUAAGAAGCUGGAAGAGCUUGGGAUUGGAAGACCUUCAACAUAUGCAAGCACAUUAAAAGUCUUACAGGAUAGGAACUAUGUGACAGUAAAAAGCCGUGUUCUUUCUCCAGAAUUUCGUGGUCGUAUGGUUUCAGCUUUUCUGUCACAUCAUUUUUCAGAGGUCACAGACUACAGUUUCACUGCUGAUAUGGAAACUGAGCUUGAUAAUGUUUCUGCUGGAAUAACCAAAUGGAAAGGCCUCCUUGGAGAUUAUUGGACGCGGUUUAAAUCAUAUUGUGAGCGCACUUCUAAUGUUCAUAUUCAUCAGGUUGAGAAGAUGCUAGAAAAAAAAUUUGUGGAUUAUUUAUUUGGUUCUCUUCCAGAUAAGAGCAGGGUGUGUCCAAGUUGUAUGGAAGGCACACUGAUAUUUAAAGUAAGUAGAUUUGGUGCUGGCUACUUUAUAGGCUGUGAUCAACAUCCGAGGUGCAAGUACAUUGCUAAAACAUUGUAUGGUGAUGAGGAGGAGGAAGAGACACCUCAUCUAAACAUUGUGAUGGAGGAACCAAAACUCCUAGGUUUUAAUAGUGGUUCAAAUGAAAAGAUCCUUUUGAAAAGUGGUCCUUAUGGAGUCUAUGUUCAGCUCGGAGAAGACAAGAAGGGAUACACACCUAAAAGAGUCUCUGUUCCUCAUGUCAAGGAUUUGGACUCUGUCACCCUUGAAGAUGCACUUGCAUUGCUACAAUAUCCAUUGACAUUGGGUACGCAUCCCAAGGAUGGACAGCCUGUCAUAUUAAAGGUUGCAAAGGUUGGCUAUUCUAUUAGACAUCGACAUACAAUUGCAUCUGUUCCUAAGAAUAUGAAGCCAGGUGAUAUCACCUUGGAAAAGGCCCUUGAACUUUUAUCAGGUAAGGAUGUGAGACGUUGUGGUCGGCCCAAAAACAAGCCCAGAGUUGAAGCUAUUGAAGCUUACUAAGAUUUUGACCUGGAUAAUUUGCACGAGCGCGGAGUUUUUACGUGAUUGACAUUAACUUAUGCCUGAAGAAACUAGCUAUGUUCAACAAUACAGCAACCAAGAGUUGCAACACCCAGUCCCAGAUGAGUUAGUGAAGAUUCUUUUAUGGAGCCAAAUGAAGAUUCUUCUAUGGAGCCAAAUGUAUACCAGUAAUGUAGUUUCUUAUGAAUUUUGUUCCAUGUCUCUUUUUUUGGCUAACUGUGUAUAUAGGCUGGCCAAUCCGAUUUAUUUGAUAGAAUUAUAAUUUUCCUUUUGUUGUACUAUAUGCUGACUUAUAGGCAACUCCCUGAGCGCUGAUAUUUUGUUUGGCCAAAGGGUUGAUAUUCUUUUAGCCUUAAUUUAUAUUUUAAGGAGAUUCACCGCAAAUUCACAAUAAAGUCGAUAAGUUAUGUUGCCUGUUGACUUGA